AUGCCUCUGACUCGGCGACCCAAUCCUGCCUCCGUGCAAAAUAACGGGCGCCAAAGCACCACCGGACCUCGACCGAAGACCCCCGUCGUGAAGUCCCCGCGGAGCACUGGCACGAGACGGAGCGCGCGCCUUCAAUACGCCCAACCAUCCCUUACCCCCGCACCCGCUCCUCAGCCAGCACGAAGCAAACGGAAGCGCCUGCAUGAAGACUCUGAAGCUCAAGCUGAAACCGACGCGUCGAGACGCGUGUGCCCUUCCAAACAGCCCCUCCGCCCCCUCCGCCCCGAACACAAGCGCAUUAAAGAGAAUCUACAAAGAGGCCUUGACGCCGAACCCAACGGGUCAGCGGGCGUGCACCCUUGCAAACAGCCACGAGAACCCCAUCCCGACCCCAAGCCCCCCGAAGAGAACGUACAAACAGACCUUGAAGCUGAAGAACUCCCUCCUUCCAAAGACCAGCUCUCUGAGAAGAACUUGCGGUUAUUGAGAAUAUUGAAUGGUGAAGAGAUGGACUCCGCAGGCAACAAUGCUCCGACUCUCAGUCGGACGCCGUCACGGCGCUCCAUGGUCACGUCAGAAGCGGGGACAGAAACAACCCGACGCACUUCGCACUCGGCCCUCGUCUAUCGCCAGACCAAUCUUAAAGACGUCCGGAUUCGCAUACACGCGGAGCCGCCUGAUCACAUCCAAGCCGCUAUCGACCGCAUUGUCACCGCCGAAGUCUCACAGGAGCGCAGAUCCGAACUCCGCGUCAUAGCCCAAGAACUGCGCAACCGUUUGUUCUACUUUGUUCGGGCUGAGGCUAACGAGGAGAACUUUAUCAAGCCACUUGACAAUGCUAUCGAGGCCCUACGUCUCAGGAGCCUCGGUGUCAUUUCAAAAGGUGACUGGAGAGUGGAUCUUAAGCCAGUGGUGUACAAGCCCCGGAACUACGGCCACGACAUUAUGCACAGGAGCCAGCAACGAGAGGUUGACGACGUCUCGGCUCCACUGGGGGAGCGCCGGCAGCAUACGCCAGCCAACGACCCCCAGUCAUCGAGCAUACCACCUUGCCUUCCCCCUCCCCGGACCUCGGUCAAAACCCCCCGUCCCGACAUCUCAAUAGGUAUAGAGUUCACGGCUCUCAUCUCUUCUCUCGCAGCGGAAAAUCUCACCGAGGAGCAGGUCAGCGAAUUCCUCGAUUGGCUCCAGGAAGAGAUGGUACAGCACGAGCCAAACGGGCCGCUAGAGUCAUUACUGAAUCCGGUACCCGGACCACGUACUUUGAACCUCGCCUUCCCUUUUUUUGUUGUCGAGGGCAAGGCCUACUCGACAGGCCAACAAAUCUACGAGGCAGAGAACCAAGCUUCGGUUUCCGCGGCUUGUGGACUCAAGAUACAGCUUGAUCUUGAAAGCCUAGUAAAUUCCGUCGCAACAAAGUGCGAUCUUUCACCUACAAUGUCGAACACUGGGCCGCCGCUCUUCUUCGCCAUCUGCACCCAAGGCCCCAUUCACGAGCUUUGGGCCCAUUGGACUGUAGCUGAUGUUGGUUCUCGCAAGUUCGGCUCGAAGCUUUUGGACAGUUGGAAUGUGCUGUUGUUGGACCGGGGACAGGACCUCAUGAUUGCACUCAAUAACAUCGGCACUUGGGGUGCAGGGUCGUUUAUGGAAUCAAUCGUGGAGCAUCUGAGGUUUGUGGAGAAGACCAUGAGGUCCUGGAAUGAGUCCCAUGUCUAG
Fonsecaea nubica is the source of this 1716-nucleotide messenger RNA. RefSeq lists its product as hypothetical. The record is from RefSeq and is a predicted model, not a curated record. NCBI's taxonomy places the organism in Eukaryota, Fungi, Ascomycota, Eurotiomycetes, Chaetothyriales, Herpotrichiellaceae. Bases 1 to 1716 code for a protein of 571 amino acids. The transcript has a single exon.